Molecule: messenger RNA, 1763 nt
Organism: Vitrella brassicaformis
Lineage: Eukaryota; Vitrellaceae
Source: the annotation of a GenBank genome assembly
GGCAACCAUGCCGACAGCCAGCUGUGCAGCAUGCGGUCAAGAAGAAUGCAGCAAGGUCAGAAAUUGCGAUCAUUUCAUGUACAUAUCUUCUUUCUCAUGCGCUGCCCUCGUUGUCAGUGUUGCGCCAAGUGCCAGCGGGUCUGCUACUGCUCGAAGGUCAGCAGAGAGAUCUUUAUCUUCGCGACGUCGGCAUCCAUCCCUCUUUUGUCUGCGCAGGAGUGUCAGGUCGCUCAUUGGAAGGCAGGGCACAAACACGAGUGCGGCGGGAUGAAGCAGGCCACAGAAGGAGCCACACCUGCAGCUGACACAUCUACUGAAGCGGCCUUAUCAAAGGAACAGCCUAUCUGCAGCAUCUGCAAGGAGAACAAGGCGGCCAUGGUUGGUGCCAUCGAUGUUUGAGUGUGGCUGGACCAUUGCUGUUUCCUUGUGAGUGAGUUUGUGUGUGUGUGUGUGUGUGUGUGCAUCAGCGUGUCAAGUGUGAGGUGUCUGCUGGCGAUGCGACAGAGUCCGACACGCUCGACAUAUGCUCAGCGGUGAGAUGUCUGCUGCCGCACAAGACGGCAGCUUCUUGUUUGUUCUUGUGUGCAUGCUCUUGUUUCUGCAGGAGUGUUUGGGUGUGAUAGAGGAGGCGACAGCCAAGAUGAUUGAAAGCCAGACGCCCGGCUGGUCGCUGCACCUCGAGAAGUGCGCCGUGUGUGAAGAGCCCGCCACUGUGGUAAGACCUGCACGGACGCAGCACUCAUCGACCUGCUCUUGUGAUGUUGUCGUAGCGUCGCUUUGGUGUGUCGUGUGACGCUGACAGUGGGCAUGUCGUGUUCGACUUCGAGGACUACUGCUCUGACGUGAGAAAACGCACACUCAUAUCGACAGCUUGGGGAUGGUCUGUGUGUAUGUCCAUGUGCAUGAAUGCAUUGAUGCAGGGUUGUUACAAGAUCGACUGUGACCUAGCGCAGAAGGACAUACGGCGCAUGCACCGGGGCGGCGGCUCUAACAUGGGCGGGCCGGACAUCCACACAGACGAGAAUGGCCGAAUCGCCGACUUGCUCAACAUGGCAAAAGCAGGUACCGUUCAAGAGCCACAAAAAAGAAAUGCGGUGAUCUCUGUGUCGUGCAUGCAGGCCACGUGAUAGAGCUGCGCUUCAAGUCUAACAUCACCAAUCUGACCCACCGGCUGUUCCACCAGGCGGCAGCCGUCUACACGGGGGCGCAGCGUGUGAUCGACCAAGACGCAUCACGUGCACAUGCCGACAUCGAGCAGCUGGUGGCCGACCUCAAGACCCGCAUCGCCAGCCUCGAGACAGACCUGCCGACUAACCGCGGGAUAUUCAGUGAGUAUGGCGAGGUAAGUGCCCACUGUGGUGCACACCGAGCAUUUGAGUGCGUGUUGCUCAUGCAGGCGGUGCUCGAGUAUGCUCUCCUGAGCAACUUCUUCGGCUGGAUGGACAGCGGGGCGUAUGAGCUUGUGCUGGCUGGUGUGUCGAGUGUGAAUGCCGUCGUCGACACCAAGGCAGAUGAGCUGGUGUUCGUGCUGCUGCCUGGCUGGGACUGUGAGCAGGUGGUAUAUACGUCGGGAGGCUUUUUGCGUCGGUGCGGCGUGUAAGGUCUAAGAUACACGGUGACUGACUGUCACUUGGGUGUACUAGGUCUAUUCCAUGUAUGUGUGUAUGUGCAUAGCUAGAUCAGAUCCGUGCAUUUAUCGGUUGUGCUAUAGUCCUUCGUUUCUGCAUCAGACUUCAGCAAGGAAGUGAAUCAUCUGUCCGUCC